This is a messenger RNA of Chelonia mydas (Green sea turtle), 1318 nucleotides long. RefSeq names its product class I histocompatibility antigen, F10 alpha chain. NCBI's taxonomy places the organism in Eukaryota, Metazoa, Chordata, Testudines, Cheloniidae. The coding region runs from base 170 to 1216 and encodes 348 amino acids. Gene Ontology annotation, biological process: immune response. The transcript is spliced from 8 exons. Gene Ontology annotation, cellular component: external side of plasma membrane. The record is from RefSeq and is a predicted model, not a curated record.
CAGCGGCGAGGCUUGGGACCGUGCCGGGGAGCCCGCAGGUCUGCGCCCCGCUGCCCGGCUCUGCUGGCCCCGCUGGGCUGCGCCCCCCGCGGGCCGGGUGACCCCACGCCUGGAUACUGGGGGCUCCGUCUUCUCGAGGCGCCCAUUCCCCGCCCCCCGGCCAGGACCCAUGGCCUGGGGGCUGCUCCUGGCGCUCUGCGGGGCGCUCCUGGCUCCAGCCGCGGCGGGCGGAGCUGCAUUUAAUGGGCGCCACAGCCUGGCCGUGCUAGUCACAGCCGUCACCCACGAAGAUGGGACUCAUCACUUCACCAUGAUCACCAAACUGGAUGACAUUCAGAUUGCGUACUACAGAAGCGACACGCGAGAGGUCAGACCCACUCAGGAGUGGGCAGCACAGGCCGUGGGCGCUGAGUAUCUCCAGGAAAAGACCCGGGAGUUCUGGGGGCACGAGGAGCGCUGUAAAGUCCAUAACAGGAGGUGGAUGCAGCUGUACAACCAGACGGGCGGGAUUCACACUGAGCAGCUCCAUGUGACCUGUGCCCUGAGCGGCCAGACCCCCGUGGACCCGAGGUUCCAGUACGCCUACGACGGGGGGGACUUCAUCAGCUUUGAUGCCCAGACGGAGACGUGGGUCGCGGCCGUGCAGCCGGCCUUCCUCCAGAAGCAGCGCUGGGAGACGGGCAAGACUUGGACUCUGUACGUCCAGCACUACCUGCGGUCCGAGUGCCUGGGGACCCUGCGGAGCCUGGUGCAGCGGGGAAGGGCGGUGCUGGAGCAGCAGGUGUCCCCCGAUGUCUCGGUUUCCCACAAAGACUCUCCCGACGGCUCCAUCACCCUCUCCUGCCAUGCCAGGGGCUUUUACCCACGUCCCGUCCACAUCUCCUGGGUGCGGGACGGAGAAGACAUCCUGGCGGAGAAGGACUCCAGCGGGAUCCUGCCCAAUGCCGACGGCACCUAUUACAUGCAGUCGUCCCUGGAGAUCUCCCCGGAGCAGGAGGACGGGCACCGCUACGCCUGCCGGGUGGAGCACAGCAGCCUGCCGGAGCCCACGCUCAUCUGGGCCCCUGGGAAGAAGGGCCCCCUGACCCCCGGGGUCCUGGCCGCCAUCGUCCUGGCCUUGCUGGUUCUGGCUGGAGCCGUAGGGGCCGGCGUCAUUCUGUGGAGGAGAAGAUCAGCAGGCCCCAUGGAUCUCGGCUACGCUCUGGCAGCCACAUAGAUCAGAGAAGAUUCUGCCUCCAGCUCUUCAUUGGGGCAGACCCCCAGAGUGUGGGACCCCGGCGUCGGGGUGACCCUGUGUUAGGGGGCUUAUUCCUUCACC